Messenger RNA from Xyrauchen texanus (razorback sucker), 1880 nucleotides. RefSeq names its product protein NipSnap homolog 2-like. Gene Ontology annotation, cellular component: mitochondrion. Lineage: Eukaryota; Metazoa; Chordata; Actinopteri; Cypriniformes; Catostomidae. The record is from RefSeq and is a predicted model, not a curated record. Bases 20 to 877 code for a protein of 285 amino acids. The transcript is spliced from 10 exons.
CGCUCAGCAGUCAGGAAACAUGGCGACACGAGUCUUUCAGAGACUGGGCAGCGGCCUGACACAGCACGCCAGAAAUGCUCUUCCAUCGAACCAACACCUGCGGUUCGCGAUCAGGAGUGCAUUUACAAACAAAAGUCGUGAAGACAGCUGGAUCAAGUCUCUUUUUGUACGAAAAGUGGAUCCCAGAAAAGACGCCCACUCUCACCUGCUCGCUAAGAAAGAAGACAACAACCUCUACAAAAUUCAGUUUCACAAUGUCAAGCCAGAGUGCCUUGAUGAUUAUAACAAACUCUGUGAGGAUGUACUGCCAUCAAUACAUGCUGAUUCUAACUACCCCUGUGAGCUAGUGGGCACCUGGAACACAUGGUAUGGAGAACAGGACCAGGCAGUACAUCUUUGGAGAUAUCGAGGAGGAUACCCCGCCCUGACAGAUGUCAUGAACAAACUCAAGAAGAAUAAGGAGUUUUUGGAGUACAGAGAUAAGCGUGGUAAGAUGUUGCUGUCCCGCCGAAACCAACUGCUGCUAGAAUUCAGCUUCUGGAAUGAGCCGGUGCCCAGAGAAGGGCCAAACAUAUACGAACUGAGGUCCUAUCAACUCAGGCCUGGAACCAUGAUCGAAUGGGGAAAUUACUGGGCUCGGGCCAUUGAGUUCCGCCAGCAGAACCAGGAAGCUGUAGGAGGAUUCUUCUCUCAGAUUGGAGACCUGUACAUGGUGCAUCACCUCUGGGCAUACAAAGACCUGCAGUCUAGAGAGGAAACCAGAAACGCAGCAUGGCAGCAUGAUGGGUGGGAUGAGGCUGUGUAUUACACAGUUCCUCUGAUUCAGCAUAUGGAGUCGAGUAUAAUGAUUCCAAUGAAGACCUCUCCUCUGAAGUAACCUGUCAGAAACCAGCUACACCUCUUAAAAUGAUAGUUCACACAAAAAUUAAAAUUCUGUAAUCAAUUACUCACCCUCAUAUUGUUCCAAACCAGUGAAAGGAGUCCCCAUUAACUUUCAUUAUAUGACAGAGUGACCAGGAUAUUCUUAGGAAAUUCACCUUUUUUAUUCCAUAGAAUCAUAUGGGUUUGUAAAGAAAUUAGGAUGAUUACAUUUUCAGAAUUUCUUUUUUGUGUGUGAACUAUUCUUGAAACGUACAUUCGGAGAUGAAACCAACUGUCUGUCAGAGUUUGAACUGCCACGGGAUUCUGAUCAAUCUGAAAUUUCCAUGUUUUUUUUUUUUUCCCCCGUUACUCCACUUAUUAAUGAUGUUUGGUUUAAACAUUCAAACAAGUGGUUAUUGCCACUUUAGGAUUAAUAAAGUUGUAUGAAAUUAAAUAAACUGUCUAGAAAUGAAAAGAGAUGAUGGUUUGUUUCCAGAUAGUAAGAGAAACCUGUUUUUUUUUUUCCUUUUAUACAAGAUGAUUAUUGUUUGCCAUUUUCCAUACAGUGUCAGCAAGGUUAUACCAUGACAAGUCCCUGCAGUUUUCUUUAAAUUCUAAUCAACGCUAACGUGUAUGCUUUGUUGGUGAACGACACAAUGAUUGAAUGGUAUAAAUAUUGUUAAUAUCACUUAAACCUGAAGUCUUUCUGAACUGUUACUGAACUUCAUUGUGAAACUUAUUGAUUUAUAAUUGUUUUAUUAUUAUUUAACAUCCUCAGAAAUGAGUGUGUGUGUGGUUUUUAAGGAUGAUGAAAUAUUAUUCCCAUUCCAACCAACUUUGAUGUGUUUGUAAAACGUUACAUGGAGAAGUCUUGGUUUAGGCUUCAGGUUCACUGUUUCUUUAUUUUCACUUUUAAUUAGGACAAAUUAAUAUUUAUGGUCUUGGCUUUAAAAUUCUCAUUUGUAUGAUUUGGUGUAUUUUAAAUGAGUAAUAAACAAUAAUUCUCUGAUAUCAUAAUA